This is a messenger RNA of Cladophialophora yegresii CBS 114405, 1173 nucleotides long. RefSeq lists its product as uncharacterized. The coding region runs from base 1 to 1173 and encodes 390 amino acids. Gene Ontology annotation, biological process: carbohydrate metabolic process. Gene Ontology annotation, molecular function: hydrolase activity, hydrolyzing O-glycosyl compounds. The record is from RefSeq and is a predicted model, not a curated record. The transcript has 2 exons. NCBI's taxonomy places the organism in Eukaryota, Fungi, Ascomycota, Eurotiomycetes, Chaetothyriales, Herpotrichiellaceae.
AUGCUGAAUCCUUUCGGUCACCGGGCUGCCCCUACCAGCAUCAGCGCCAUUGCCGCCGGUUUAUCGAUUCUACUCUCGCUCCAAUCACCGUCAUCGUCACAUGGUCGAUCCUGUGUAUCAGCGGCUGGAAUCGGGCCUGCAAUCUCCUCCAACUUCCCAGAUCCAGGCCUGGCACUCGACACGAGCAGAAGCACGAGCGGCAACGGUUCCCUUCAUGGCACCUGGUAUGCCUUCAGCACCCAGACCGGCGAGAUCAAUGUGCAAAUGGCGUCGUCGCCAGACUUUUCCACCUGGACGCUGCAUCAAGGCUACGACGCUUUGCCCACGUUACCAAGCUGGGCACGCAAGCCACCCGACGCUGGCGUCUGGGCGCCGGACGUCAACCAACGACCCGACGGCUCCUGGGUCAUGUACUUUGCGGCCGUAGGGCGCUCUCACCCGCAGAAACACUGCAUCGGAGUUGCGACCUCGCCCGACGUGCAAGGCCCUUAUACGCCGGUCGAGGAUCCCAUCGUGUGUGAGCUCGCGCGCGGUGGCAACAUCGACCCGAAUCUCUUCGUCGACCCCGUCAACAAUGAGAGCUACCUCGUUUACAAGGUCGACGGCAACGCCAUUGGCCACGGAGGCGCGUGCGGCAACACGAACGCCCCCGUGCAGCCCACGCCGUUGUACCUCCAGCUGAUGGACCAAGAGGACCUCACCACCCCCGUAGGCAAGCCGGUCUACCUCUUCUCCAACAUGCAGAGUUUCAAGCAAGACGGCCCCAACGUCGAGCGGCCGUGCAUGGUCUUCCGCAAGAACACGUACUACCUGCUGUAUAACGCCCAAUGCUACGCCAGCUCCAACUACCGCAUCGACUACGUGAGCUGUGUCGUCGGCGUCGACACCCACUCCGGCGUCCUAGGCUGUGACUGGGACGCGCUGAAAGCCAAGCAACAACUCUCGCCGCACCACACGCUGCUUCACACCGGAGACACCGUGUCCGGCACUAAACUCUACGCGCCCGGCAGCAUGGAUGUAAGUCCCGAUCAGAGACGGGUCGUCUUCCACGGCGACGUCAACCUCGACUGGUUCGCUCCUCACCGUCCCAGUUCCGUCAAACGCGAUCGAGCCAUGUUCGCGGGCGAGAUUGAUUUUGUCAAGUCGGAUUUACGCAUCACUAAGCUCUUCUGA